GCGUCUCGCUCAUGGUUACCGUCGCAGUUAGCCAAACAGCUGCUGUUUAUCCUCCUGAAAUCGUCUUUAAUAGCGUGUAUACCUCUACAGAUUUGACAGAAAGCACACCAGAUAUGUUCAGCGACGGCUGCACGGCAAGUAUUGUUAUUGAGGUUGUGGAUCAAUGAGCUCCAGAAAGUCUGUGAAGAUGGGUGAGGAUCUGGCAAGUGAAAGUGAUCUGCUGUCAAUGAUCAGCGAGUAUCUGAGGUUUGCUGAGCUUGAAGAGACUGCGAGAGUGUUUGAAAAGGAACUCAAGUGCAAAGGCAAACCUGUCCUCAGAAGUGCAGCACACUCCCGGCGAGACUCCAAAACCCUCGGCGUUCACGAGGAUUUUCUCAGCUCUUUUAAUGAUGGCGACUAUAAGGUAUUCUCGGAGCUGUGGGCUAAAACCAUUCCUCUGGAGAUUCGGGACUUUGAUCCAGUAGCUCAGAAACUGGAAUUCCACUUACAAAUUCAUUUUACAAUAUACCCACUGAAAUCAGCUGUAGGAAGUCACGAUAAAGGAGAGUUUGACAGCAGGAUCACACAUUUCAAGCACUAUCUGGAGACCAGAGGGGCGGCACUGAGCCAGACCACCGAGUUCCUGCCGUUCUACGCUCUGCCGUUUGUGCCCAAUCCCACAGUACACCCGUCCUUCCAGGAGCUUUUCCAGGAUUCCUGGAUGCCAGAGUUGAGAGAAAGCCUAGACAAGUUUCUCUCAGUGACUCUGAAAGCUUCAAACACGCCGAGGCUUCUGACCUUAUAUAACGAAGGUGGAAAGGGCAACAAAGAAGCGAUUCAGCAAAUGCAGCUCCAUCUGACCGAGGCGGAAAGGAAGUCGGCCAUCCACAUGAGGAGAUUCGCUAAGCUGCAGGCCGACCAUCACAGCCUCAUCGGCGUCACAGCCGAGCUGGUGGAUUCACUGGAGGCCACAGUCCGCGGAAAGAUGAUCUCCCCAGAGUACCUGCAGGGUGUGUGCAUGCGGCUCUUCAGCGGUCACAUGAGACAGAGUGCAGCUCAGAGCGUGGACUUCACCAGACCUGGCACUGGAUAUUACUCUAUGAGUCCUUAUGAUGAUGGAUAUGCUUCCUCAAUGCUGCGGGCAUCAGUCGCACCUCAGAGGCCCAAAGACGUGCCGCUGUUGCCUUCCCUUGACUACGAGAAGCUGAAGAAAGACCUAGUGAAUGGAUCAGAUCGACUGAAGGCUUUGCUGCUUCAAGCUUUGCGCUGGAGGUUAACCAGAUCUCUACAUGGUGAGCAAAGGGACACGGUUUUGCAAGCCUUCAUCAGCAAUGAUCUUCUGGAGCGCUACAGUUCCAAACAGAAAUCUGUUCUUCAUCUGAUGAAAUCCAAAAAUGAGAUUGUCAGACAGUAUAUGGCACGGCUCAUCAAUGCCUUUGCCUCUUUGUGUGACGGACGCAUGUACCUGUCUCAGAUACCCUCUUUACUGAGGUUUCUGCUCGACUGUCUGAAGACUGAAGAGAAAGAGUCUGUAACUCGAGAAAAUGUGCUUGCAGCACUGCAGAAACUCAGCCUCAGGCGAGCACAGCAGUCUGCUAUGAUCAGAGACGGUCUGAUUGGCUGGUUGGUCAAAGAGCUCCACGACUCCGACUAUCUGUCUGACUACACGCUUGAAUAUGCCAUCUCCCUCCUCAUGAACCUCUGCCUGCGCACUCAAGGAAAGAAGAAAUGCGCAGAGGAGGCCAAGCAUGUCCUGAAAGUCCUGACGGAGCUCCUGGGACAUGAGAACCAUGAGAUACGGUACUAUGUGAAUGGAGCUUUAUACAGCAUCCUGUCCAUGCCAGAGAUACGAGAGGAAGCCAAACAGAUGAGUAUGGAGGAGAUCUUAUGCUGUUACAGUAAAGAAGAAAAUCCUGAACUCAACAGACAAAUUGAAUUCAUCAUCAAACAGCUUAACUCAGCGGACAUCUCUGGACAUGAGCCUGAGUCAGAUGGUGAAGAGGAUGACGACGACGAGGAAGAUGUUAUGGAGGCAGAUCUAGAUAAAGAGGAAGUCCUGCAGCCUCACCCGAAAGAGCUCAGCGGAGAAUCUUUGCUGGCAACAGAGUAUCUCGGGAUAAUGACCAACAUGGUGAAGAUGAAGAGGAGAUCAUAUCCUCCAUCAUCUCGCAGCAUAGACGAGCCACUCCAGCGGCCCGUUACGCCCAGCUCCCACAAAAACACCAUAGCUGGUGGUGAUGGAGCCUACGCUGUCACCCGACAGAGAAGUGAAGAUAGCCCCGCCCACUCACGCUUUAGUUCCCGCCCACCGACUCGCACUGGCAGCCGCCCCAGCACUGCUGAAUCCAUCCACCAAACCCUGGCAACCAUUCAGAACACCCUAGCAACCACAUAG
Sinocyclocheilus grahami is the source of this 2374-nucleotide messenger RNA. RefSeq names its product armadillo repeat containing 9 (gene armc9). Bases 164 to 2374 code for a protein of 736 amino acids. The transcript is spliced from 24 exons. The record is from RefSeq and is a predicted model, not a curated record. Lineage: Eukaryota; Metazoa; Chordata; Actinopteri; Cypriniformes; Cyprinidae. Gene Ontology annotation, biological process: cilium assembly. Gene Ontology annotation, cellular component: ciliary basal body; centriole; ciliary tip. Gene Ontology annotation, molecular function: protein binding.